UCCUCUUUCGCUCGCAUCGAAAGCCCUAAAUCUCCACUCUCGCGCCUUUUGCCGUUCUCGGUUCUCAGAAUCUCAACCAUGGCGGCGGCGAGCGAGCACACCGUCUUGCAGUUCGUGGCUCCGUCAUCGACAGCCUCCGCGACUACCCCUGUGCUCACGGCGAGGAUCCAUCCUCUCGUUAUCUUUAACGUCUGUGACUGCUUCGUGAGACGUCCCGACUCGGCCGAACGAGUCAUCGGCACUCUGCUCGGAUCUAUCCUACCUGACGGAACUGUCGAUAUCCGCAAUUCAUACGCCGUUCCUCACAAUGAAUCUUCCGAUCAGGUUGCUGUGGAUAUUGAUUACCACCACAAUAUGUUAGCUUCGCACCUCAAGGUGAAUCCAAAGGAAGUAAUGGUUGGCUGGUAUUCUACUGGUUUUGGGGUCAAUGGAGGUAGUGCACUGAUUCAUGAUUUCUAUGCUAGAGAAGCUACCAACCCAGUUCACCUAACUGUGGACACUGGUUUUACAAAUGGUGAGGGUACCAUAAAAGCUUUCGUCUCUUCGAACCUUUCACUUGGUGAUAGGCAACUCGCUGCACAGUUUCAAGAGAUUCCUGUUGAUCUCCGCAUGGUUGAGGCUGAGAGAGUCGGAUUCGAUGUCCUGAAGGCAACAUCUGUUGACAAACUCCCAAAUGACUUGGAAGGAAUGGAGCUAACAAUGGAGAGGCUGUUGACUUUGAUCAACGACGUCUACAAAUAUGUCGAUAGUGUCGUGGAAGGUCAAACAUCUCCAGACAACAAUAUAGGACGAUUCAUUGCAGAUGCAGUAGCCUCCCUUCCCAAACUACCCCCACAAGUGUUCGAUAACCUCGUGAAUGAUAGUCUCCAGGACCAGUUGCUUCUGUUGUACCUAUCAAGCAUAACAAGGACACAGUUAAGUCUAGCGGAGAAGCUAAACACAGCUGCUCAAAUGCUGUAAUAAGCUUUUUGAAACACAAGGGUUUUGCUAAAAAAGUGGGAAGGGUUGCUUUUAGUUUCAACUUUAUUUUUGUUGUUUUCACAAGCUUGUGUAAGAUUCAGUCUCUUGUUGUAGCUUUCCUAAAUUGCAAUUCAGAAAAGAGACAAAAGGCUCAGUUUCAUGAGUUAAAGAAGGAGAUUUAGUGGGUCUUAAAGAAGAUACAUGAAUAUGAGCUAUAUAUUCUUCUUUUUUUUUCAAA
This is a messenger RNA of Eutrema salsugineum, 1198 nucleotides long. Its product is annotated as eukaryotic translation initiation factor 3 subunit F. Gene Ontology annotation, biological process: translational initiation. Bases 79 to 960 code for a protein of 293 amino acids. NCBI's taxonomy places the organism in Eukaryota, Viridiplantae, Streptophyta, Magnoliopsida, Brassicales, Brassicaceae. The record is from RefSeq and is a predicted model, not a curated record. Gene Ontology annotation, molecular function: metallopeptidase activity; translation initiation factor activity; translation initiation factor binding. Gene Ontology annotation, cellular component: eukaryotic translation initiation factor 3 complex, eIF3m. The transcript has 6 exons.